GCAGGUCGACACCUCGAGCUUCAAGAGUCUGAUGAAGGGGCUCUCGGCCAUCAUGGAGGCGGCGUCCUUCUCCAGCGCCAGCAAGCAGAAGCUGACUGCAUUGGUGCAGGCCAACCACCAGGAGGAGGCCGACAGCGAGGAGGACCCAAUGGGCGCCCCGGCCGCGACGGUCUACAAAUCGCACUCCUCCGACAUCCUGGACCUGCUCGAGGACCUCAAGGAGAAGGCCGAGGAGGACCUGGCAGCCCUGCGAAAGGCGGAGACCAACGCGAAGCAGAACUAUCCCCUGAGGGCCCGCGCCGACGCCGCCGGACCACCCCUGGAUCGCUCCG
Prorocentrum cordatum is the source of this 332-nucleotide messenger RNA. The record is from the annotation of a GenBank genome assembly. NCBI's taxonomy places the organism in Eukaryota, Dinophyceae, Prorocentrales, Prorocentraceae.